This is a messenger RNA of Spinacia oleracea (spinach), 342 nucleotides long. RefSeq lists its product as uncharacterized. Lineage: Eukaryota; Viridiplantae; Streptophyta; Magnoliopsida; Caryophyllales; Amaranthaceae. The record is from RefSeq and is a predicted model, not a curated record. The transcript has a single exon. The coding region runs from base 1 to 342 and encodes 113 amino acids.
AUGGUGCUAUCUAAGGCGGGUAGGGAGAUUAUGAUAAAGGCAGUGGCCCAAUCUCUCCCUACCUACGCGAUGAGUGUGUUUAAGUUCCCAUCUUCUUUUUGUGACGAAAUGCGCUCUUUGGUGUCUCAGUUUUGGUGGGGGCAAAAACAAGGGGAAAGGAAAAUCCAUUGGAUAGCAUGGAAAAAGUUAUGUCGACCCAAAGAGGAAGGAGGGUUGGGGUUCCGGGAUUUCAAGUUGUUCAAUUGGGCGUUGCUUGGUAAACAGGCGUGGCGGCUGUUGACGCAACCGGGCAGCCUCUUGGAGCAGAUUCUCAAAGCAGGUACUACCCCAAUUUGUCGUUAA